CAUUUCGACUUUUGCAGGCUGGGCGGCAACCAUGGAGGAGAGGACCUGAAUAGGCAAAGAAGAUUAUUUGCAGCAUUUUGGUCCCCAAGACUAUGUGAAAACCUACUACUCUCUGAGCCCGGACAGCUUUGCAGAAAACACCAUUUUAACUUUCUCCCUGAAAAACCUUCACAAGGCCUUCAUUUUGGAUGGCCUUAAGGGAGACACCCUGAUUGAUAUCGGAAGUGGACCCACCAUCUACCAGUUCCUCUCGGCCUGCGAGUCCUUCCGAGAGAUCAUCGCCACAGAUUAUACUGACCAGAACCGGGAGGAGAUGCAGCGGUGGCUGAGGAAGGAGCCGGGAGCUUUCGACUGGAGCUCGAUAGUGAAAUUUGUCUGUGAGCUGGAAGGAGACAGGGAGAAAUGGGUUGAAAAGGAAGAGAAGGUCAGAAGAACCAUCAAGCAAGUCCUCAAAUGUGACGUGACUCAGGACAACCCCCUUGCUCCCUUGGUGGUGCCUCCAGCUGACUGUGUGCUUUCUCUCCUCUGUCUGGAAGCAGCUUGUGAAGACCUGCUCACCUAUAGCUCAGCCGUGAAGAAUGUUGGUUCUCUUGUGAAGCCCGGAGGGCAUAUGAUCUUAGUGACAGCCAUUGAAACAACUUUCUACAUGGUUGGCCAAAAUCGGUUCUUCGGCCUCUACCUGGAGCAGGAGACUGUUGAUGAUGCUGUGAAAGGGGCUGGCUUUGAUAUUGUUUGGGCUAAGAUGGAACGAGUUACUUAUUCAGUGGAUGUGAGCAACAAUCGAGGCAUGUAUGCUUUGGUAGCCCAGAAACAGUUGUGAAAUGUAGGUGCCAGGUGAGAAAAGAAAAAAGCCCUCAAAAACUUUACUAGACCAUUCUAUAAAACAAAAGUAGUGUGGUAGAAAACAAACAGGAUUGAAAGGAUCCAGGAAAACAGAAAGGAGAGCGAAUACAUAGAGGGAAUUGUUUAGGACAGGGAUGGCCAACAGUAGCUCUCCAGAUGUUUUUUGCCUACAACUCCUAUCAGCCCCAGCCAUCAGCCAUGCUGGCUGGGGCUGAUGGGAGUUGUAGGCAAAAAAACAUCUGGAGAGCUACAGUUGGCCACCCCUGGUUUAGGAGAAGGGUCUAUAAAUUUAAUAGAUGAUUCCUCUCCUCUCCUCUCCUCUCCUCUCCUCUCCUCUCCUCUCCUCUCCUCUCUCUUUGAUCACAAUUUUAAACACUUAUCAGUGAAUGUGAAUGGACUGAAUAGUCCUAUAAAAAGAAGAAAGAAUUAAGAACUUAAGAGAAGCUAUGUUAAAUCAGGCCAAUGGCCCAUCCAUUCCAACACUGGGUGUCAUACAGUGUAAUACAGUGGCCAAAACAAUUAUAUUAUAUAGUAUUAUAUUAUAUAAAAAUAUAUAUUUAAUAAGAAGGUAGACAUUUUGUUUAUGCGAGAUUCAUGUCAAAAUGGAACAUGAGAGACUCCAUCCACAUUUAGUGAAGCAUCUUCAAAUCAAACAUGUUUUACUUGUAGCACUAAAAUACCAAUUUGAAUUGAACAGCAAUUAAAGACCCAGAAAGAAAAUACUUGCUUGUUAAAGGAAGACUGAAAUGCCUUAACAUUUGUCUCACUAUAUGGUCUCAAUUAAGGUCUAAAAUGCCCCUUAAAGUGAAUUAUAGAAUUGCUAGACAAUUGGGCAGAUUGGAAGAUUCCUUGCAGGGGAUUUUAAUGAUAUGUUGAUAUUACUUCUGAUACUUUGAAGAUACUUCUGAAAAAUGUUAUGGGGAGAAUAAAUGAGUAAAGGAAAUAG
Messenger RNA from Heteronotia binoei (common prickly gecko), 1789 nucleotides. RefSeq names its product nicotinamide N-methyltransferase-like. Bases 314 to 820 code for a protein of 168 amino acids. Gene Ontology annotation, molecular function: N-methyltransferase activity. Lineage: Eukaryota; Metazoa; Chordata; Lepidosauria; Squamata; Gekkonidae. The transcript has 3 exons. The record is from RefSeq and is a predicted model, not a curated record. Gene Ontology annotation, cellular component: cytosol.